Leptosia nina is the source of this 1698-nucleotide messenger RNA. Lineage: Eukaryota; Metazoa; Arthropoda; Insecta; Lepidoptera; Pieridae. The record is from the annotation of a GenBank genome assembly.
AUGAACUCAAAUGAAGAACCUUUAAAGAAAAAACCACGAAAAAAUGUUGAAAGUAAACAGAAUGUACAUUGUGUCAAUGGAAGCCUUCCAGAAACAAAGACUGUGAAACCACGGAGAAAACAUAUUGCUAACUUUCGAUUAAAGUCAACUGGUUAUGAAGCAUGCCUUAGUACACAGGCUAAUGAUAGGAUUCCACUAGUUCUCACUGAUAUACAGCACUUACUUUUGCAUUCAUUAUUUGGAAAUUUGAACAUUACACAGUCCCCGAGAUGGUAUGUUUUAGACAAAUGUAGUCAUGUAAGUCAAACUACUUGUUGUAUUAUAGAAGGUUUGUCCAUUAAUCAAUUUGAAGAAUAUAAAAAUAAGUUACCAAAUACAUGCUCAAUAUUUGAAGAUUUUGUCGAAGUACUAACACCAUCUGUUUAUAAUGGGUCCCUUGUUAAAGAAUUAGCUUUAGUGCCAUUGACCGAAUCCGAAAAAGAAUGUAUUAUUCAAAAAUAUGGAAGUAUGAAUUUAGCCUUGGAAGUAAGAAAAGACCUAUUGGUAAUGAUGAGAGCUGUUUUUCCAAUUGAAUAUGACAAUCUCAAAGAAAUUGAAACUGAAUGUGAAGAUAAAUUCCCUAGAACUCAAUUAAUGUUAUCAGCUUGGCAGUUAAUUGAAGAAAAUUACCCAGUACCUUUAAAGGGAAAAUUAAAAAACAUCUAUUCAGAUUAUGUUUUUUCCAAGAAAGAAUAUAAAUCAGUUACACCCAAAUCUCCAAUGUUUGGGCUUGAUUGUGAAAUGUGCACCACAAAUGCGGGAUCAGAAUUAACUAGAGUUUCUGUUGUAGAUGAAAAAUAUAGAGUAGUAUAUGAAUCAUAUGUUAAGCCUUAUAAUAGUAUAACUGAUUAUUUAACAAGAUAUUCUGGUAUAACUGAAUCUAUAUUAACAAACAUUACAAAAAGAUUGGAAGACGUCCAAAGGGAAUUAAGUGAUAUUUUACCGCCUGAUGCGAUACUUAUUGGUCAAUCGCUAAAUAUAGACCUACAUGCUUUAAGAAUGUUUCAUCCAUAUGUGAUUGAUACAAGUCUUAUAUAUAACUUUACUGGGGAAAGGACACGCAAACCAAAACUAAAAACACUAGCUAAGGAAUUUCUUAAUCUUGAUAUACAAUCUAACAGAAAUGGCCAUUGCUCUGUAGAGGAUUCUAUAACAGCUCUCAAAUUAGUACAACUAAAGCUCACUAAGAAUAUUGAGUUUGGUGAUGCAGUGCACGAGAAUAGACAGAAGUAUAAAGAAAACUGCCAAAAAUAUACUACAAAGUCUGAAUAUGCAUUAUCGAUAUUCAAUCAUAUAAUCGAGCAGAAGAAAACUUCAUUGGUGGUCGGUUGUGAUGAUAUCACGGGGGAUUACCAUUCAUACCUGACGCAAGCAAAGGAUAGCUUAAGCGCUCAAUUUAAAAAGGGUAAACCAAAAAAGGUAAAAUUAAAUACCGUUGAAACAGUCUCUGAAAUUGUUUCAUCAGUUUCCAGUGCUGUCAAUGAGUAUAACUUGGUUAUGGCUCAUAUUAAAAUGAAUGAAUGCAAUCAUAUAACAGAUAUUGAUGAGUGGAUUAAAGAUAUUUGGAAUAGUCUCAAGCAGUCUUCUCUGUUUGUUGUUAUACUUAGCGGUACAACUACGCAAAAUGGAGUAGCUAUGAUAAAGGUUAAAAAUAAAUGA